Messenger RNA from Haliotis rufescens (red abalone), 2168 nucleotides. RefSeq names its product bifunctional peptidase and arginyl-hydroxylase JMJD5-like. Gene Ontology annotation, molecular function: 2-oxoglutarate-dependent dioxygenase activity. The coding region runs from base 44 to 1249 and encodes 401 amino acids. The transcript is spliced from 7 exons. The record is from RefSeq and is a predicted model, not a curated record. NCBI's taxonomy places the organism in Eukaryota, Metazoa, Mollusca, Gastropoda, Lepetellida, Haliotidae.
AUCAACAGGCAACAGUCUGGCGCAUUAUUAUCAAGCAGUGGACAUGGACGUGUGGGUAUUCGUGUGUGUUCUCUCUCUCGCGUUACUGUCUGGCGGCGCCGACCCCCCGGGACACAUGCAGCCCAUCGGGAGCCACGCCCCUCCCCAAACCUUGGAAAUUCUACGUGAUUUUCCACACCCCUCCGAUUUUUUUGCAAACUAUGUUAAAUCAGGAAAACCUGUACUUUUUAAGUCCAUUUUGGAGAACAUUGAUUAUAAACCAUACAAGGCUUGGACUGACGAGUACUUAAGGGAGAGGUUCGGGCACUACGAGGUGGACGUGGAGACGGGGAAGAAGGAGGAUCGUACCAAGGAGCUGAAGUCCCAGACCCUCCGUCACUUCCUGGACGAGUACCGCCAGGCGGACGUGUACCUGGUGCAGGACCUCACUGCCGCCAUGAAAGAGGACGUGGAUGUCCCUUACAGUCUACGCUGUGGAGGUUUCCAGAAGCUGUUCACGAAGACGAUAGCGUGGUUCAGCAGCGGCGGCACCAAGUCCGUCCUCCACAUGGACGAGUUCGACAACAUCAACUGCCUCCUGGACGGCACCAAGGACCUCGUCUUCUACGAUAAGAAAUACGGCCCUGAUAUCGAGGCUGACGGCUAUGUGUGGGAUGGGUCCUACAGUUCGGUAGACGUGGACCGAGUAGAUAUGUACAAGUUUCCCCGCUUGAGUGAUCUCCCCUGGUUCAAGGCACACAUGGAGAAAGGGGACUGUCUCUUUAUACCAUAUAGAUGGUACCACCAAGUGAACUCAUUCGGCAGUCGGAACUUGGCGGUAAACAUCUGGCUGCACCAUCUAUACUGGUUCAACACUACUGACUGCACUGCCGAUGAGACGUGGAAGACGCAGGGCUCCCUCACGAAGUACGGCUUCGGACAGCUCCAGGAGUCGCUCAGGGACCUGGUGUUUGAGCCGUUGCACAUGGAGGAGAGUCUGACGGAGGAGGAGUUUCUGGAGAGAUGGAGGGAGAUCUCAACUGACCGGGACGCCAGUUCAAAGAUAUUCCACCAUAUUGACGUCAACGGGGACGGCGUGUGGACGUGGGACGAGCUGUACACGUUCAACGUGGAGCAGGUGUUCACGAUGUACCCCAAAGGUUUCGGCAACGACUUCCGGGAAGAAUACCGGAGCAAGAAAGACAUGAUGGAAACGUUUCUCACAUCGAACGACCAACAGGAGAACGCCAUGACAAGAGACGAACUUUAGAAGAUAUCGCUAACAGUUUGUAAUACCAUCUACACGUCAGUCAUUGGAAGAUCCGUUCAAGCAUUUAUAGUGGUUUGCUGUAUUUAUCUGUGUCUGCAUGGCGCAGAAAUAACACUCAGUAUCUAUACACACACAUAUGCAGAAACACACAUAAUCGCACACACUAUCACAUGCGCGCAACGCACAAACGCACCUAUGUUUCACUACAGUGGCAAACGGGUUCCAGUGUAUAUAUUUCACAUGAAGCUUACUGGCCGUGUUAUACCUGAUAUAAUGUUUAAAACAACGUUACAAAACUCAAGUCACAGAUUCAUAACAUUCUUUAAAGAUUGUAUAACGUCAUAUAUUACACAACCGACCGGAAUCAAUAAACUGUACUUCCACCGACAAGGAAGUCAAUUAUAUCAGGAAGUCGUGUUGAGGCAUAAAAAGCACAAAACUUCAGUUUAAAUGAAUUUUGCAACGUCUAGAUCUGUAUAUCUGUAUAUGCAUACAGAGUGGUGAAGUGUGUUUUGCUAUUUAGAAUUGUAUCAUAUAAAUGUAAUUAAGUUUGACAUUCAAUCAGCUCAUUGCUGGGUUCGCUUCUGGGGAAUAAAGAACAUCAGCAUUACGACGAACCAUUGUUCUUGAGGUUGAUUCUGAGCUAGGAAUUCACUGGCCAUUCUGAACGGACAUUUUAAACAGUAAAACCGAUGCAACUAUUGGUCAUUAUGCAAAUUUACAGAGUAAAUUAAACAUCAACAUAACAUGGGGCUCUUUAAUUCUACUUCCGGGUUACAUUGAUGCUCACGAUUGCUCCACCAGGGAACACACACGCUGAUGCACGGGGUAUUUCAUUACUCAAGCUAAAACAUCUCUUCUUACAGAUCUACACCUGUUUUGUAUGAUCAUGUAUCUGAAAAUAAAACAUUCACUAAAA